GAAGCGGAAGUUGCUAAGAGGUGGGGGAGUUGUGGGGCAAGUGUUGGGUUGUUUUCGGGCUUCUUGGGUUUAAGCGCGGUUGGGUAUCCUCGCCAGUUCUUCUCACCCGCCUCAAACCGGUUCCCGGCCCGCAAGCCUCGCCCGAGGGGUGUGGUACUCGGGGCUCCGACUCCUUCCCCGGGGUCCGUGUGACCCGCUGGUUGCCGCAGUCCCCUGCCCCUUCCCUGGAGUGAGGCCCCGUCCGGCUUCCCGGAGUCCCCCGCAGAGCCCCGCCAUGGGUAACACGAGCAGCGAGCGGGCUGCGCUGGAGCGGCAGGGCGGCCAUAAGACGCCGCGAAGGGACAGCUCGGGGAGCGCCAAGGACGGGGACAGGCCCAAGAUCCUGAUGGACAGUCCCGAGGACGCCGACCUCUUCCACUCCGAGGAAAUCAAGGCUCCAGAGAAGGAGGAAUUCCUGGCUUGGCAGCAUGAUCUGGAAGUGAAUGAUAAAGCCCCCGCCCAGGCUCGGCCAACAGUAUUUCGAUGGACGGGGGGCGGAAAGGAAGUUUACUUAUCUGGGUCCUUCAACAACUGGAGUAAACUUCCCCUCACAAGAAGCCACAAUAACUUUGUAGCCAUCCUGGACCUGCCUGAAGGAGAGCAUCAGUACAAGUUCUUUGUGGAUGGGCAGUGGACGCAUGACCCUUCCGAGCCAAUAGUAACCAGCCAGCUUGGCACAGUUAACAACAUCAUUCAAGUGAAGAAAACUGACUUUGAAGUAUUUGAUGCUUUAAUGGUGGAUUCCCAAAAGUGCUCCGAUGUGUCUGAGCUGUCCAGCUCCCCACCGGGACCCUACCAUCAGGAGCCCUAUGUCUCAAAACCAGAAGAACGGUUUAAAGCCCCACCCAUUCUCCCUCCACAUCUGCUCCAGGUCAUCCUGAACAAGGACACGGGGAUUUCUUGUGAUCCAGCUUUGCUCCCUGAGCCCAACCACGUCAUGUUGAACCACCUUUACGCGCUCUCUAUCAAGGAUGGAGUGAUGGUGCUCAGCGCGACCCACCGAUACAAGAAAAAGUAUGUCACCACCUUGUUAUACAAGCCCAUAUGAAGAGCUGGGAGCCAGCGGUGGGCCCCAGGGAACAGUGUGCACCCCCAGGCUCCACGCGUGCAUGCUUUCCACUAGAGGGAAUGGACUGUAAAUUUUUCAUUUCACACUCUAUAAGACAUUUCAUACCCGCCAUAGUCCUGCUUGAAGGUUUGUUCCAGGCGUGGCAGCUCCCGAAGCGCCUCCUGUCUGUAACAGUCCUCUGGGCACCCAGUGGCUUUGAGUCUCAAGGCUCACUAGAGCUGAGAACAGAGUGAGGGGACACAGGUCUGUGGCCCCCAUACCACGGUGCAUGAGGACAGGUGCAAUUCUUAACAGACAUCUUUUGAGCUGGUCGUGGAGAUGCUUCUUAAGCCAAAAAUGAACCCUAGCCACUUUGCUGGUAAAAUCCGGGAAGCAGGGAUGGAGGCCACACAGAAUGUCUGAUCAUAUGUGUGUCUGAGGCCACCCACUUGUCCCUGUUGAGGCCUGACUGUGGAGCUAACAGCAAGUACCGGUCCUCUUGAAAUCAAAGCAAUAAGAUGGUCUCCUGUUUUCUGCUCCAGGGAGGUAUAAUUUCUAUAGAAAUUAGAACCUGUCUGAUUUCCAGAUGAAAUUUACAAUUGUUUCUUGCUUCUGUGCACUGAGUACUUUUGUUUUAAACCAGAGGUGGCUGACUCUCUGGUCUUAGGGCAAUUUUAAAAUCACCCUAACUAGAAUAUAGAUCAUGUGAACUGUAUUCAGCAAUAAUCUGUUUUUAGAACAGACUCUGAAAACCGCUGCCGGAUUUCUCCAUGAGGCCAGAUGAUCCUGAGGACUGACCACUGUUAGCUGGAGCGUUGUCCAGCUUCUUAUUCUAAUCGCAGUGAGGUGACAGUGUUUCCACGAUCACUUCAGAGAAGCGCCCUACCCUAGCCUGUGCCGUCUUGCUCAGGGCCUCCGUCUGCACUUAGCAGUGAAGGCGGUAGAGUUGCUCUUGCUUAUUCUGGAAGGAACUUAGAACUUGACAGCAGCCUUCUAAAUUUGUGUCAGGAAGACAUUCUUUGGACCAAAGCAAACCUCUUUACACCCGUCGUGGUUUCCGGGGAGAUGCUGCAGACGUGCCCAUUAGCACAAGUUCCUGUCCCCGAGUCAGCAGAAGCUAUUGUUACACCCUGUGUUCCUGCUGGGAGAUGGAGGAACGAGCUCCCUGGUUUCCAGUAUUUAUUUGGUAAACCUGAGUCUGAGAUACCCUUUUUUCGUUACUGUCUUCCAAACACUGAAUUAUUGUCACCUUGACGUACAGGUUUUAAUAAAGCUUUGUAAAGAUAA
Messenger RNA from Zalophus californianus (California sea lion), 2374 nucleotides. RefSeq names its product protein kinase AMP-activated non-catalytic subunit beta 1 (gene PRKAB1). Gene Ontology annotation, biological process: signal transduction. NCBI's taxonomy places the organism in Eukaryota, Metazoa, Chordata, Mammalia, Carnivora, Otariidae. The record is from RefSeq and is a predicted model, not a curated record. Gene Ontology annotation, cellular component: nucleotide-activated protein kinase complex; nucleus; cytoplasm. Gene Ontology annotation, molecular function: protein kinase binding. The transcript has 7 exons. Bases 275 to 1087 code for a protein of 270 amino acids.